UUUUCCGCUCCGGCCUGUGCCCAAAGGGCCCUCCAGGCCAACCCUCCCAGUCUUGGGGCGCAACCGAAUCCUCCCGACCUCGCCGCCAGCUCGGGGACAUGGAGACCCUCACCGGACCCCGGAUGCCCUGCCCCGAGGACACCGUCGCUCGAUUGCUCUUGCUCUGCUUGGUCCUUCUUCAGGUGACCGGAGCCUCAGGCACUACAGAUAUAGUGGUAGCAUAUAAUUUAACCUGGAAAUCAACUAAUUUCAAGACAAUUUUGGAAUGGGAACCCAAACCCAUCAAUCAUGUCUACACUGUCCAGAUAAGCCCCAGGUUGGGAAACUGGAAAAGCAAAUGCUUCUACACCACAGACACCGAGUGUGACCUCACCGACGAGAUUGUGAGCGAUGUGAAUCAGACAUACCUGGCACGGGUCUUCUCCUACCCAGCUGAUGCCACUGAUUACACCGGGGAGCCUCAAUUUAGAAACUCCCCAGAGUUCACACCUUACUUAGAGACAAAGCUCGGACGGCCAAAGAUUCAGAGUCACGAACAAGUUGGGACAAAACUGAAUGUGACCGUACAGGAUGCACGCACCUUAGUCAGGAUGGACGGCACAUUCCUAACCCUGCGAGAGGUUUUUGGCAAGGACCUAAGCUACACACUUUAUUAUUGGAAAGCUUCAAGUACGGGGAAGAAAACGGCCAAGACAAACACGAAUGAGUUUUUGGUUGAUGUGGAUAAAGAAGAAAGCUACUGUUUCAACGUCCAAGCAGUGAUUCCAUCACGGAAAAUAAACCAGAAGAGUCCAGAAAGUCCCAUCGUGUGCACCAGCCAAGAUAAGGGUGUGUCUAGAGAAAUGCUCUUCAUUAUUGGAAUAGUGGUGCUUGUGGUCAUUGUCCUCACCGUCAUCCUGGCGGUGUCACUCUACAAGUGCAGGAAGAGGCGUGGCGGGCGAGGCGGGAAGGAGAGCACUCCGCUCAACAUUGCAUGAAGAACACGCCCUUGGAGCCGCCGACCCCGGCGCACUUUGUGCGGCACUGUGACCAAGAACUUUUAAGAGAACAGAAUAUAUGGACUCACAAAUGAGUAUUUGGGAGCAUGGAGACUCUUGGGCUCAACGAUAGCUCUUUAUCGGACCGAUUCUCCCAAUUAGCAUUCUGGUUUCGACGUCAGCAUUAGCUACUGUGGAAUGUCAUGAACGGUACAACCAAUUCCAAGUUUUUAAAAUUUCUGUUUUAACACUAUGGCACCCUUUUGCACAUAUCCUGUUCUAGAAUGUAUAUUCUGUGCCCAACAUGAAACCAGGUUGUCUAAUCAAAAAAACAAAUGAACAUAUGCCUUAAAAACAAAAAUCCUGGGCAGACUUUUGGAAAGCUUUUGAGAAGCUGACUUCAAAUCGUGUGGGAGAGUAAAAUGGAGAUUGGGUGGACCUGUCUAACCUAUGUCUCUCCUUUUGUGAUAUAUGGUGUUUAGUAUCUUCUGCUUCUAUUUUGAGCUCUCUUAGAGGUUCAAAAACAGUUGGCAAACUUUUCUGUGAAUGUACGAAAUGCAGGAGACUUCUGUGCGGGGCACAUUCUUAAAGCACCUUAGGGGUUAGCACUUUAACUGACUUAUGUGCUGUUGAUUAAGCACUUGACAGCCAACUAUGUAUUUAUAAGACUACUAUACAAACCACAGAGAGUAUGAUUUAAGGUACUUCAUGCUUUUAUGGUCAAUAUUGUAUAUAUUUAUAUAAUUUUAAGAGGUUUUAUACAUGGGGAUUUUCUAUUUAUAGAAUAUUGUAGUUUGUAUAUAUGGAGAUAAUUUAUUUAAUAUACUUUUAUAUAAAUAAAGGUGACUGGGA
This is a messenger RNA of Suricata suricatta (meerkat), 1829 nucleotides long. It is a transcript of the gene F3, whose product is annotated as coagulation factor III, tissue factor. Gene Ontology annotation, cellular component: membrane. The transcript has 6 exons. Gene Ontology annotation, molecular function: protein binding. Bases 99 to 977 code for a protein of 292 amino acids. Gene Ontology annotation, biological process: blood coagulation. The record is from RefSeq and is a predicted model, not a curated record. NCBI's taxonomy places the organism in Eukaryota, Metazoa, Chordata, Mammalia, Carnivora, Herpestidae.